CAAGCAGCGGCAAUACGUACAGCAGCUCCGCAACUCGCCGCGCCGAGUCCAAGCCGACCAGUGCCAUUAUAUUCGUGUCGGUGCAAUAUAUACAACCACGGCCAAGUGUCUGUGCGUGUGUGUGUGCUUGUGUUUCCAUUUAUUGGAUAGCUGACGAAGAAAAUGAGGGCCUACUAAACUCGUGUGUGGUUACGAGUCAUUAGCGCGUGCAAAAAGAAAAGAGAGAAAAAAAGUUAGUGCGUUUCCAUACGACACAGUGUGCGUGCGAGAACGAGAAGAGGUGCGAGUAUUGCAGAGUAAAGAGGAAUUUCGCCGCUGCCGCUGCUGCUGCACAGUAGUGCGCGUAUAUAGGCACAAGACGCUAUCUCGAGCGCAUAUUGCACGCCCGCUGCUUUAUAUACAGAACCAGCAAAAUCGAGUCGAAAAUGACGUCCGCGAGGCUAGCGAUCGGCUGUCUCAGCUGGCUCUCCCUGCUGAGCGUCGGCGUCCUCGGCUUCGGCAGCGGUGCACCGCCGACGGCCUGCGAUCUCAUGAUACCCAGGCACAAGAAUCACCUGCCGCAAGAAUCGCCGCCGCCUUAUCAGCUGCUGGCGGCGCGCGGCCAGGGCAGAGUGCGCCUCAUCAUCGGCAGCCCGGACGGCAGCGGUUAUCGCGGUUUCUUCGUCACGGCCAGGGACAUCGACACGGGCGAAUACGUCGGCGAGUUCAAUAAUCUGCCGGAGUCUCAGGCCAAACACGUCGAGUGCGUACAGACGGAUCAGAGAUGGGGACAAAAGACUGCCGUGACCCAUAUCGAGCCAAAGAAUACAAAACACAAUCUCGAAUUCGAUUGGGAAGCUCCGGAAGACUACGAAGGAACUAUCGUCUUUAACUCGACCAUAGCAAGAACGUACGACGUCUUCUGGGUCGGCAUCGAGUCGCCGCGCAUAAGCGUGUCGAAGCGCUCCAUUGACAUACACUCGACGCCGGCGUCCAUAACCGUGGCCCGCUCCACCACCCCGCCCUACUUCAGUCCGACCCCCGUCAAUAAGAUGCCCGACGAGCAGGAUCCGUUCUACGAGAAUUGCGGCGAGACGAAAAAUUGCUUCGGUAUUCCGGACGGCUGCGUCGAGCAGCAGAACUGCGUGGCCGCGGUCUCCGUCCUCGUGGCCGGCGAACGCUACAUCUUCGAGCUGCGAUCGACCAAUAAUGCCAAGUACGUGGCGGUCGGACUGUCGGACGACAGAAAAAUGGGCGACGACAGCGUAGUCGAGUGCGUCGACGCCGGCGACAGAGUCAACAUGCACAUGUCUUGGAACGAUGGCUUUACGAAUACUCGAAUGGCUACGCCACCGAACACAGUCGAUUUGAUAUCGAGCUCGCUGGUCGACGGCGUGAUCAGCUGCAAAUUCUCGCGUAACAAGUUGACGCAGAUCCAAGGCCGCACCUUCAAUCUGGUGGAAAAACCGUACUUCCUGCUGCUCGCCAGGGGCCAGAAAGUGUACUCGGGCGGCAUCAGCUAUCACGACAAGCGCGAGGCCUGGGCGGAGCCCCGACUGCUGGCCAUAAUCGGCCGUAACGCGGGCGCGGGCGAUCUCCUCGUGCGCCUGCACGGCGCCCUCAUGCUGGCCGCCUGGAUCGGCACCACCUCCAUAGGCAUGCUGCUGGCGAGGUACUACAGACAGACCUGGGUCAAGUCGCAGCUCUGCGGCAACGAUCAGUGGUUCGCCUGGCAUCGAUUCUUCAUGUUCUUGACGUGGUCGAUGACGAUGGCCGCGGCCGUGCUGAUCGUCAUCGAGCUGCAGGACUGGAGCUCGGCGACUUAUCACGCCGCCACGGGCCUCGCCACGGUCGUGCUCUGCUUCAUCCAGCCGUUCAUGGCGGCGAUGAGGCCGCAUCCGGGCGCCCCGAGGCGCAUACUCUUCAACUGGCUGCACUGGUUCGUCGGCAACGCCGCGCACAUUCUCGCACUUGUUGCCAUCUUUUUCGCCGGAAGAUUGGGAAAAGCUAACCUGCCGGAAUGGAUCGAUUGGAUACUCGUUGCGUUCAUCGUUUUUCACGUUGUCACCCACUUUUUCCUCACGUUUGCCGGCUGCGCCUCCGACAAGCAAGGAAGCCAAAGGGUCAACUCUUUCCCCAUGAAGGACGUGCACGCUCGCAACUCCAUGACGCAUCCGGACUCGAGAAGGGACGCACCGCACGCGGGUUUGCGCAAGCUAACUUUUGGCAUUUACUUCGUCGUCGUGGUGCUGUUCGCAGCCGCCUACGUCGUCAUCACGAUAUUCGCGCCGAUCGAGGAGUCUUGGAAUACCUUCUACGAUCAGUAUUUGGCGGCCCAGUGAAGCGGUACAUAUGCACACUGCAGUUAUGUACUUGAAAGAGACGCCGAAAAGCCAUAACAAAACAUGGCGAUGAACAACGUCGCAGCAACUCAUUCUCGUUCCGAGACAGUAGUCUACAAUAAUAUGAACAUUUAGUUUCUUACGUGUCGGAUGUAACAGGGCCCCCGCGAAGGGGGAAUUCUUCGUUGUUUACGAAUUAUUGUCAUCGUUUAAUUAUUACUGCUAAGAUUAAUAUUAUCAUUAAGUUCGCGUGCGCGUCUGUGAAUUUUGUGGGUGGAUUUUCUGCGUGUGGUUAUCGAUGCGCGAGUGUUUUACGGCGGCUGUACUUUUUUUUCCUCGCAUUGUCACUAGAAUAUGCCCAGUGGAGAGAACCGAGCGCCCACGAGAAAGAACACAAGACACGAGCGGUAUAUCAACGCUCGGAGGGUCGCAUUCCGUAGUUUGGAAUGGAUGUAUAUAUACGGAUAGGGAGGAUCGUUGCUGGUAGGCGCGCGAGAGUGCCAUAACACUUUGUUGCUCGUUUUAUCGAGGCGUCCGUCGUCGUGCCUCGAGCCGCUUAUCUGCCUUCUGCCAACGUAGGAUUCGAAUCGUCACCGGUCGAUACUCCAAGACUGGAGAAAAUGUUCAACAUUCGAUUAACAGCUAAAUGCACGAUCUCGACCGGUAAUGUAAGAAUUGCGCGCUAUGAUAUGCUCAGAGGCCAACAAAAAACAGCCACAGAGAGCCAUAGGGCCGAUAAUAGGAACGAAAAAACUUGGAGAAAGUAUAGCUGCUUCUCGUUGGGUGAGCUUUUAAGCCUGCGUUAGCGAGCUUGCGCGCCCCUUCCCUCCUCAUACGUAUACAUACGUACACCUCCGAAAGCUUGGCUGCUGGCUUGUUGAACGCGCCUCGAAUCUCUAUGACGUAUACACUCGACAGACUCUACAUGGGCGAAAGUUUAAAGCAGCUGCUGCUGCUAGGCUAGCUAGCUAGCUAGCUGCUCUAUGUGUGUGCUUUCAGUGCUGCUGUGCUUGCGCUCGUGUAUUCUUCGGGCAUAUAUACAUAGCUCCUACUCCUCCUCCUCCUCCUCCUCCAUCCUUGGCCAUUCUCGGCGCGAUGAAUCUUAUUUUAUCGCACUUAUUACUCCCGGAGAAAGAGCGAAAGAUUGCAACUUGAACGUAUUGUGCGAAGCUUGUGCUUUUCCCCCCGCCUUUCCUACUACUACUACUUUUUUCAGCUGCUACUACUACUCUUUCUUUACUUUUUUAUAGAUAUACAUCGAGAGCAAAAUAGUCGAGCGGCAGUGGCAAUUUGAUGCACGUUGCACGCUUCUUCCUCGGCAACGAGCUUUGUAUGAUCGAGCAAAUGCUUUUCGAAUAUUAUUUCUCUCCUUUCUCGUCCUUUUUUUCGCGUCCAUUCAUUUUUUCGAGCUAUUUCAACUUUUUUACAGCCUCCGAGCACACAACUUCCCCAUGCUUCUUUUUCCUUUCUUUUUAUAUAUCGUUUGUUUAUAUGAAUGUCGAUGGAAAAAUUCGCAGGGGAGCCCUUUGUUAUCGAACGCUGGUAGCUUUUGAAAAAUGACAACACGCCGGCUCAAAUUGUUCAAUUACUGCGGUAUAUACAAAGAAUACUCGUGCGGAAUAUUGGCAUAAUUUAUAAAACUACUUAGAGUUUUACGUUUUUAUAUAGUACUUUCAAGUGCAUUUAUUUUUUAAUUAGUUAAUUACGUAGAGAGUUAAUUACGUAAAGUUAAACAAUUUUAUACUAUAGAGUAGGGACUUUUUUGUUUUUACUCGUUAGUUUUGUAUCGAAAUAGUUUUUUAAUAUGCGACAAAUGUAAUUUAGAAAAAUAGUUUUAUAGUUAUUUAGAUGAGUACGAUGUCUAUUACUUUUUAAAUACUGCUCAUUCAGUAUUAUACAUCCUUGCUGUGUGUUCACUUGUACGUGUAAAAUACCCUGGAAUAUUAUGUACCCAAGGUUACUAUAUACAUCUCAGUUAUACGACAACAUUAACUGAUUUACAAUUCAUAUAAGUCAGUGCCUUAUAACGGUAGAUUAUUAAGCCACUACUACUCGUUGUCGCCCCUUUCAUGAAUUAACAAUUAUUUUUUACCUCGAAGUGUACUUGACUAAUUCUACCGAAGCAACGAUAAAUUGUAUUAU
Molecule: messenger RNA, 4463 nt
Organism: Trichogramma pretiosum
Lineage: Eukaryota; Metazoa; Arthropoda; Insecta; Hymenoptera; Trichogrammatidae
Product: putative ferric-chelate reductase 1 homolog
Exons: 12
Coding region: 426-2321 (631 amino acids)
Molecular function (GO): oxidoreductase activity, acting on metal ions
Source: RefSeq, a predicted model, not a curated record